Messenger RNA from Cylas formicarius (sweet potato weevil), 3572 nucleotides. RefSeq names its product WD repeat-containing protein 35 (gene Oseg4). Bases 46 to 3516 code for a protein of 1156 amino acids. The record is from RefSeq and is a predicted model, not a curated record. Gene Ontology annotation, cellular component: intraciliary transport particle A; non-motile cilium. Lineage: Eukaryota; Metazoa; Arthropoda; Insecta; Coleoptera; Brentidae. Gene Ontology annotation, biological process: non-motile cilium assembly; intraciliary retrograde transport; protein localization to cilium. Gene Ontology annotation, molecular function: protein binding. The transcript is spliced from 17 exons.
UAACCACUAACAACAACACCAUAACUGAUUCCACUGAAGUUGAAAAUGUUUCUAUACUUAAGCAAAAAGAUUGCAAUACCUAACAAUACUAAAAUACACGCUUUAGACUGGAAUAAACAAGACGGGUACAUAGCAGUUGGUGGAGAGAAUGGACUUUUAAAAGUAUUGAAACUUGAUUCUGGCAAUGAGGCUAAUACUAAAGUUCGAAAACUGGCAACCACCAGCAACCUUUCCAUGAAUCAAACUUUGGAAGGUCACUCUGAAACGAUAAAGGUGCUUACAUGGAAUGAGCCUCAUAAAAAGCUUACAACCAGUGACUCAAAUGGAGUUAUUAUAGUAUGGAUGUUAUAUAAGGGUGCUUGGUAUGAGGAAAUGAUUAAUAAUAGAAAGAAGUCAACAGUGGUUGGAAUGACAUGGAGCAGUGAUGGUCAAAAAAUAUGUAUUAUCUAUGAGGACGGCGCUAUUAUUGUCGGAUGCGUGGGGGGUAACAGAAUAUGGGGUAAAGAACUGAAGCAUGUUGCCCUUUGUGGUGUCCAGUGGUCUCCUGAUGGAAAAUUACUAUUGUUUGCAUUAAAAAAUGGCCAGCUUCAUCUUUAUGAUAAUCAGGGCAAUUUUGUGAUGAAAUUGGCUAUUUUAUGUCACGACAUGACCUACGACCCAAUUCCCAUUGUAGGACUUGCUUGGUACAACGGAGUGAAUGGAUUCAUUCACGGAAUGUGUCCUAAUUUAGCUAUUUGCUUUGAAAAUGGCAAGACCCAGUUAAUGCGAAAUGAAAGUGACACAAGUCCCAUUGUAGUGGAUACAAAAAUGUUUGCGGUUCAUUGCAGUUGGAAUCAUAACGGUUCAUUGCUGGCAAUAUCCGGUAAACAAUUUGCGGAAGAAAGGGAGGUGAAUUUGGUCCAGUUUUACAAUCCAUUUGGCGACCAUUUGCGAACACUUAAAGUUCCCGGUUCAUCAAUUUCUUGCUGUGUGUGGGAGGGAGGUUCCUUGAGGGUGGCAUUGGCGGUUGAUUCUUUCGUUUACUUCGCCAAUAUACGCCCCGAUUAUAAAUGGUGCUAUUUUAAGAGGACUGUUGUUUUUACCUCAUGCAAACCUGGUCGGGCAGGAGUUUGUCUUUCCUUCUGGGAUACUACUAAUAAUUUGUGCCACGCGAGAUGGGUGAACGCAUUAUUAGCUAUAGCAGCUCAUGGCGAUUAUUGUAUUAUAGCUACCCAGUCAGAGACCGAGAGUGUCGGAAAAUACGGACUUCUUUUGUAUAACACUCUAGGCACCCCUGUUGAUGGUAAAUAUAUAAAUAUAGAACCGUUGGGGGUAACGAUGAAUUCGUAUCAGGUGUUCGCCGCAUCCAAAGAUAAUUUUAUAGUAUGGCAUUACAAGACGCCAAAAUCAAUAACAGUGGGUGCAGCGAGAUCAAAGAUGUUCCAUAUAGAUGAUAGUUCGUCUGGAGCGGUGGAAAUUAUUCAAGAGCUCGACAGUACUAGCAAAAUACCAGUGAGCAGUCAUCCGACAGUUGACCCGAUAUGUUGCUUAACAGCCACAGAUGCUUGCCUAAUUAUAGGAAGAGAGUCUGGUCUGGUACAUUAUUACGUUUUACCGCAUAUUGUUUUAACAAAUCGUUAUAAAAUACCAACCCGGCCUCACAAGCUGGCUGUUAACUCCAACUCCACGAGAUUGUCGAUAAUAGACGUCUCUGGUGUUAUGACGGUAUUAGAUAUAUCUGAAGGAUCUGGAAAGCCAUCCAGCAGUAGUGAAGCAAAUAAGCUUGAACGCAAAGAUGUAUGGGCUAUGUGCUGGGCAUCAGACAAUCCACAGUUGUUAGCUAUUAUGGAAAAAACCCGCAUGUACAUAUUCAAAGGGAUUUAUCCAGAAGAGCCUGUGGCCUGUUCUGGAUACAUAUGUAGCUUUAAUGAUUUAGAAGUGGAAGCAGUGCUUUUAGAUGAACUGAUAGACAAUCCGGAGAAACCCAGCAAAGAUUACCUAAUAAAAUUAGAAGUUAAAAGUCUUAGAGACACAAGACAGCUUCUGGAAAAAGUUGGUAUCAACGAAGCCGCGCAAUUUGUUGAAGACAAUCGACACCCCAGACUUUGGAGAUUGAUAGCUGAGGCUGCUUUGAAGGAAAUGAAUUUAAACAUGGCCGAUGCGUGUUUUGUAAGGUCAAGAGAUUAUUCAAAAGUUCUUUUCGUUAAGAAACUCAGAGAAAUAAACAACGAAGCGAUACGAAAGGCAAGGGUUGCGACAUACUUUCGAAAUUUUGAUGAAGCUGAAAAAAUAUACUUUGAAGCUGACAGAAGUGACUUGGCGUUAAAUCUACGCCAAACAUUAGGCGAUUGGUUUCGCGUGAUCCAAAUAAUAAAAAAUGGAGUUAGUGCCCCAGAUUAUCUUUUAAAAACAGCCUACAAUUCAACUGCGGAUUAUUUUGCGCAUUUUAACAAUUGGACAUCGGCCAUCGAAUACUACGAAUUGGCUAAAAAUACAGCAAAGAUUAUCGACUGCUAUUUUCAUAUGGAAGACUGGAAAAAUUUAGAAAAUUUGGUUGAUCAACUGUCAGAAGGAGAUCCUUUGCUAGAAAAAAUUGCAGAUAUAUUUGCAGCUAACGCCGUUCAUGCUGAAGCUGUUAAAGCUUAUAUUAAGGUUGGCAAAGUAAAAUCGGCCAUCGAUUUGUGCAUUUUGCAUAACAGAUGGGACGCGGCUAUAGAGUUAGCAAAAAAAUUUAACAUUUCCAAAAUUUCCGACUUACUAGUUAAGUACACCGAUCAUUUGAUUAGUCAAAAACAGGUGAUGACAGCAAUUGAAAUCAACGUCCAGGCCAAAUAUUAUUUACGAGCGGCGGAACAUGCUUUCAAUCUUGCAGCAUUAGAAGCCAGAAAGUCAGAUCGAAAUCUGUUGAGAAUCAAGAAAUUUUACGUAUACACAGCUCGCCUAGUAGAAAUGCAUAAAAGUUUUUCUCAAGCAAGCGAUUUGCAGUCAUAUGAUCCAUUGAUUUGUGAAACCGCAUGGAAGGGUGCCGAGGCCUAUCAUUACUACAUGUUGGCCCAAAGCCAGUUAUACAAUGGAAAAUUGCACGACGCUCUUUGCAUAUCAUAUAAAUUGCAAGAUUACGUCGACUUCAUAUCAGAAGAAGAGGUGUACUCGUUAUUAGCACUUGCAGCGUGCCUCGAUAGGUCAUUUGCUAUUUGCUCCAAAGCUCUAAUGAAAUUAAAAACCCUUAAAAAUGUAACGCCUUCUGACGAAAUACAAUACAAAAAGCUCGCCUGGGAUAUUUUCAGACAAAACGAGCCGGUCAAUGUUAAAAAGAAGAUGAUAAAGUGCGAUAAUUGCGAAACUUCAAUCCAAGAUUGGAACACAGUUUGCUCAAAUUGUAAGAUUCAUUUCCCCACGUGUGUAGUGACGGGAAUUUCGAUAGUCGGAACGCCUAUGUGGUUUUGCAAAACAUGCAAACACCCUGCGUCCCAAAGGAAAAUUGAAUUUCUCAAUUCUUGUCCCCUGUGUCACGCAAAAUAUGACCACCAAUCAUAAAAUCUCCAAAUAGGUUAUUUAUGUUUCUUUGAAUAAAUGAACUCUCAUCUUUUGAA